AUGGCAAGAAAAUCACUAACAUCACAACAAACAACAAGUAAUAACAAUAACAAUAGUAAUAGUAAUAAUCAGAAUCAAACAUUAAAAACGAUAUGUGAAAUAUUCAAAGAGACAGUUGGAGAAGCAUCAGAACUGGGAUUGAAAUCAACGUUUACAUCAUCGUUUAUUCAAUUGGAUAAAGCUUUGAUGCGAUCAAGAGAUGCAAAUGAAUUUGCAGAAUCAUUUAUCUAUCCAAUCAAACUAUAUCUCUGUUGUCCAAGUUCAAAAGAUUCAAAAACAACUGCAACUUGCAGAUUUAUAUCAAAAUAUUUAGUUUAUCUUUAUAAUUCAUCAUCUUCUUCUAUAUCAACAUCUUCACAAUCAACAACAACAAAUAAUAAUACUGCUAAUAAUAAUAAUAAUAAUAAUAACAAAAACAUUGAAUUGAUUAAACAAAAAAAGAGACAAUCUAAGGAUGCAGUUUUAUCAUUUCUAUAUACUGUAUUGGAUUCCAAAGAAACUGUAGUUAGACAUAGAUCACUUCAAUUAUUAAAUAAUAUAUUAUCAGAUCCUGAUACUAAAACAGAAUUAUUUGAUAUUGAUAAAAAAUCAAAUUAUAUGGAUAUAAAAUCAAUAUUGGAUACAAGAUGUAUAGAUAAAAAUGUGAAUAUUCGGUUGUCUGCAGUCAAUGUAACGGUUAAAUACUAUAUGAACAAAAAGGAUCAGUCCUACUUUGAAGAAGUGCUCGAAAUGAUGGACAGUGAUUCAGUUUGGAAUAUUAGAAACACGUUGCUCAAGCAGAUUGUUCCCUUUGCAGUGGCUGUUAAAUUUGAUACAUUGGAUUUGAUUCAACAUGUUAUUCGUCGUACCAAAGACAUUAAACUAGAGGUCAGAUCGACAGCCUACAACAUCCUAAGCAAAUGGUACAAGAUGGAUGACUUUACAAGCGAACAAAUUAUUGAAGUGAUCAGUCAAGGAUUAAACGACCCUGAACCAAAGGUCAAAGAAGCUUCACUCGAUCUUCUCACUAGUUGGCUCAACAAACUCAAAUCAGAGAAUCCCAAUCACUACCUAUACAUCUAUCUCGAAAAGAUCGAUGUCGUCGAGAAUGGGCCAUUCCUCGAACGAUCGUUAUUGGCAGUCUAUGAAAAGGCUGGUUUGGAUGAUUUCGCCCUACGACUCUGCCGAAAAGACAUUACCAACGAACAGGCAUUCCACCACAAGUUGACAGUACACCAUUUGACCUCGGUGUCCGUACCAAAUGCCUCAAAAUACUUAUUGAUGGAGCGAUUGGACGAGCUACUACCAACACUCACCGAAUAUCGUGAUAUAUUGCUUGCACAUUUAGGAGAGUUUUAUGUGCUUGGACAACUACUAGAAGCUUUGCAAAGCUUGGACUUUGGUGACGAAGUCGGUCGUACAAAUAUGGAAGUAUUUCUACUACAAAUAUUACGAGUUGUUAAAUGCCAAGGUGUGGACGAAUCAUCGGCUGAAAAAGAAUUUCAACUCAUCAAACAAACUCUAUCUUGUCUUUCAUUGGUUAUUGGAAUAGAAAGAACUUUUAUAUUGCAAAUGGUAGAGUUGCUAUCUGAUCUACUUGACCCAUUAGAAGUCGAUCCAAACAUUACCAAAUUGGAAGAGUUGGAAGCGAUUGACAAGAAAAGUAUCAAAAACAAAAAGGAAUGGCAAACCAUUCAAACUCAAAUCAAUCAACUCAAACAAAUCAUUCAAAGUAGUAAAACACAAGCCAUUUUAAAAUGCUCCAUCAUUACUCAUUACCUAUUGCUCAAUGCAAAGAAAUUCUCAAAUUCACCAGAAAUCGAUGGUCUCUUGCAAUUGGUCAUUCUACCAAGUAUUCAACAUCCACUACCAAAUCUACGUAAAUUAGGUGUUCAAAAUCUUGGUAUUUUUUGUUUACAUAGACGUAAUGCAGCAUUAAAUUAUUUAAAUUUAUUUGAAAAGAUUUUAGAAACUGAUACACCUGAAAUUCAACUAGCUUGUUUAAGGGUUGUAUUUGAUAUUAUAUUGGUAUUUGGAUCACCCAAAACCAUUCCAAAAGAAACUGUACCACUUUACAAAAUGAUUCGAAAAUAUUCACAAGUUUCAACCAAUGAUGAAACAAAAAUUAUUUGUAUUGAAGGUUUUGUUAAAUUAUUAUAUUCUGGUAUUGUUCAAGAUCAAAAGUACGUUGCCUAUUUUAAAAUCGGUCGUACAGUCGGUCAAGGGAUCGAAUUAUGCGCUGAUCAAUUUGAUUGA
Molecule: messenger RNA, 2235 nt
Organism: Cavenderia fasciculata
Lineage: Eukaryota; Evosea; Eumycetozoa; Acytosteliales; Cavenderiaceae
Exons: 4
Coding region: 1-2235 (744 amino acids)
Biological process (GO): mitotic chromosome condensation
Cellular component (GO): condensed chromosome; condensin complex
Source: RefSeq, a predicted model, not a curated record